AUGUCUUCACCAUCUGGAAGACGGAGGGGUCGUUCGGCCAAGAACUCAACUGCAUCCCCCUCCUCGUCAUCUCGACAGGAGCCCCCAAGCAGCCCAACUUUUCAAGUCACCCCCCGUGCCUCAAGGCGAAUAAUGGGAGAGGAGGCCGUGCCCUCUUCAUCCCCAAUUUUCUUCCAAUCGUCCCCCACUAAAGGAAACAACAAUACCGGUGCCGCUGAUGAGCGAAUGGGCGAUGCCAGCUCAACAGUGGACGAUGGCGAGAGAACCCCGCGGGGAAACCCCGGCGUGAGAGACUCUUCUCCUAUCAAUUAUAUCCCAAGUUCCAGCCCGGCUCGAGGAUUUGGCCGCUCAGACAUCCGCUCAGAUAUCCGCUCCGAUGCACCUAGUACCGGCAGUGGGUUGUUUGUGGGGUCCGAUACUCCUGGCCCACGUGCUAUCCACCGUCGCAGUGAACUGAGCUCAAGUGGCUUUGGAGCUACUCCCAGUCGUCGCAACCGCAUGUUCGUCGACAGCAAUGGAGUGCCUUCUCACGAAGACAACAGCGUUCCUCGGUCUGAUGCUACAUUCUCCAACAUUAACCCUGAUACCUCCGAGGCGGAGGCCAUGCACGGUAACUCUACUCGUGUGAUCUGGGGUACCAAUAUCGCGAUUGCAGACUCGAUGUCCGCAUUCAAAAACUUCCUUUACAACUUCGCCCCAAAAUACCGCCUUUGGGCUGAUGGUGCGACAGAGGAUGAGACCCGAGUAAUGGGAGAAGCAGCCGAGAUGCGCGAAUGCAUCAAGGAGCUCAAUGAUAUGCGUAAACUUGGUGUUACUUCUUACAACCUCGAUGCUGAAAAUCUCCGCGCAUACCCAUCCACUCGCAAGCUGUGGCAUCAACUGUGCGCAUACCCCGCAGAGAUCAUUCCUCUGAUGGACCAGAGCUUGAGAGAUGUUAUGGUGGACCUGGCCCUCAAGGAAAUGGAUGUUCUUCGAUCGGAGAGCCAGCGUGGCGCUCAAGCUCGCGGCCGCCGGGGCCAGUCCAUUCUCACCUCUGACGGCGUAGCUCCCAACCCCGAUGUUCCCGAUUUGGUCGGCGAAGUUGAAGCCCUGAACUUCUCAACUCGUCCUUUCAACCUGGAUCGCUCCAUCAACAUGCGUGAUCUCGACCCGGCUGACAUGGACAAGCUGAUCAGCAUCAAGGGUCUGGUCAUCCGUGCCACUCCUAUCAUUCCAGACAUGAAGGAAGCUUUCUUCCGAUGCAACGUGUGUGCAUAUGGUGCCAAUGUCGAGAUUGACCGUGGCCGAAUCAACGAGCCAACCGAGUGCCCACGUGAAUCUUGCAAGGAGAAGAACUCCAUGAAGCUUCUCCACAAUCGUUGUUACUUCGCAGACAAGCAAGUUAUCAAGCUUCAGGAAACACCGGAUAGUAUUCCUGAUGGUCAGACUCCUCACUCGGUGUCUCUCUGCGUCUAUGAAAGCUUGGUCGAUGUCUGCAAGGCCGGUGACCGUGUGGAAGUGACGGGUAUCUUCCGUUGCAACCCUAUGCGAGUCAACUCUCGCCAACGUUCCCAGAAGUCUCUCUUCAAGACCUACGUUGACGUUCUUCAUAUCCAAAAGGUCGACCGCAAGAAGAUGGGCGUUGAUAUGUCCACAGUCGAACAAGAGAUGGCCGAGCGCGCGAUUGAGGCAGACCAGUUGCGCAAGGUCUCCGCAGAAGAAGAAGAGAAGAUCAAGCGCACUGCUUCCCGCCCAGAUAUCUACGAGCUCCUCUCUCGCUCCCUGGCUCCCAGUAUCUACGAGAUGGACGAUGUCAAAAAGGGUAUUCUACUCCAAAUGUUCGGAGGUACCAACAAGACCUUCCAGAAGGGAGGUAACCCUCGCUACCGUGGUGAUAUCAACGUUCUUCUGUGCGGUGAUCCCUCAACUGCCAAGUCGCAGCUGCUGCGGUAUGUCCACAAGAUCGCCCCGCGUGGUGUCUACACCAGUGGAAAGGGUUCUUCGGCGGUUGGUUUGACUGCGUACGUGACUCGUGACCCAGAGACUCGCCAGAUGGUUCUUGAGUCUGGUGCUUUGGUUCUGUCCGAUGGCGGUGUGUGCUGUAUCGAUGAGUUCGACAAGAUGAACGAAUCUACCCGGUCCGUUCUCCACGAAGUAAUGGAACAGCAGACCGUUUCUAUUGCCAAGGCCGGUAUCAUUACCACGCUGAAUGCUCGCACGUCUAUUCUCGCCUCUGCCAAUCCCAUUGGCAGUAGGUACAACCCCCAACUCCCAGUCCCCCAAAACAUUGAUCUUCCCCCCACCCUUCUUUCGCGUUUCGAUCUGGUCUACCUGGUGCUUGACCGUGUCGAUGAGACUGAGGAUCGCCGCAUGGCCAAGCACUUGGUCGGCAUGUACCUCGAGGACAACCCCGAGAAUGCUAGCUCACAGGAGAUUCUGCCUGUUGAGUUCCUCACCUCCUACAUCACAUACGCAAAGACACAUUGCCAGCCCGUGAUCACCCCGGCCGCCGGUAACGCUCUUGCAGACGCCUACGUGGCCAUGCGCCAGCUGGGUGACGACAUCCGCGCCCAGGAGCGCCGCAUCACAGCCACCACCCGACAGCUGGAAUCCAUGAUCCGACUGUCCGAGGCCCACGCCCGCAUGCGUCUCUCCCCGGAGGUCACGGCUGGCGAUGUUGAGGAAGCGGUCCGUCUCAUUCGCUCCGCCAUCAAGCAAGCUGCCACCGACUCCCGAACCGGUCUCAUUGACAUGGGCCUGUUGACCGAAGGGUCCAGUGCCGCUGACCGCCGCCUGCGCGACGAUCUGAAGAAGGCUGUCCUCGCUCGCCUGGACGAGCGCGGCGGCGCCACUGGUGGCUCCGUCCGCUGGGCGGAUCUCUUGCGCGACGUGAGCGAGCAGAGUGAUAACAAGCUAGACCACACGCAAUUUAACGAUGCGGUGCGGUCGCUUGAAUCCGAGGGCUCGGUGAAUGUGUUUGGGGAGGGUGCUCGUCGCAGUAUCCGUCGGGCGGCAAUGAGCCUGGCUUAG
Molecule: messenger RNA, 3009 nt
Organism: Penicillium salamii
Lineage: Eukaryota; Fungi; Ascomycota; Eurotiomycetes; Eurotiales; Aspergillaceae
Source: the annotation of a GenBank genome assembly